AUGUUGGCAGUUGCCAGCGAUGACGUUGAUGAUGGUGCUGGCAAUGGUGGUGGCAUUGCUGGCCGCCUUCUUCUCUUAUUUCCAUUCAUUGUAACCGUUAGUCCCAUUUCCGACCCAUCGUUUUUUGGCCGCUCCUAUAACAAUCUAUCAUCGAUAUCGGAUUGCAAGAACAAUGGCGAGUGUAUCAUCAACAAAAAGAAUCGCACAGCCUGCAAGGCUUGCCGCCUACGCAAAUGUCUGAUGGUGGGCAUGUCCAAGAGCGGCUCCCGUUAUGGCCGCCGUUCCAAUUGGUUCAAGAUUCAUUGUCUGCUGCAAGAGCAACAGCAACAAGCGGCUGCUGCCAUGGCAGCUCAUCAAAACCAGCAUCAGCAGCAGCAACAACAGGUGGGCCAUCAUCAUGGUGGGGGAGGAGCUUUGAGGGGUGGUAUACCUCCGCCGGCAGCUGCUGCAGCGGCUUUGGGUAUGUUGGGCCAUGCUGGAGCCUACCCGGGACUCUAUCCCCCGCGCACCAAAGAGGAGCUGAUGAUGCUGAGCCUCGAGGAGUAUGCCAAACAUCCGGUGGCCUCUCCCUCGGUUAGUUCACCCGACUCUCAUAACUCUGACAGUUCAGUGGAGGUUAAUGGCAGAGCUGCAGCAGCUGCGGCGGCGGCAGCAGCCAAUUCGGGCCUUCUGCAUUUAUCGGGAAAACAUGGUGGCUUGGAGACGGGCCCCGCAACGGCUAAUGCCACGGUUCCUCAUACCCUUAGAAAAGACCUACCUCCCUUCUUGCCUCUGUCAUUUCCCGCCCUCUCCUCUAUGCCCGUUAUGCCACCGCCCAGUUUUCUACCUCCCUCGCAUCUAUUGUUCCCUGGCUAUCAUCCUGCCCUCUAUCAACAUGCCCAUGCGAGUCUGCUUAAACCCUCGCCGGAGCAGCAAGCCGCCGCGGCGGCCAUGCAUCAAUUAUUCCAAAAUACUCCUCGCUUUCAUGGUAGUCCUUUAGCAAUGCAUGAAAAUCAUCACCCUAAAAUGCAGGAGGAAAAGCCUGAAAGUCCUCCCAGAUCAGAUGCCUUGAACAACAAUCACCUACCCAAUGGCAGUAAGGCGGCAGAAGAAUUAACCAAACGUUUCUAUUUGGAUGCUGUAUUGAAAUCGCAGCAAUCGCAUACACCACCGCCAGCGCUAACGACCAAAUUGCCCGCUAUUAGCAAGCAUGACCAUUCCAUAACCGCACUGGUGACCCCCAAUUCAGAGAGCGGAAGGGCUCAGAAUACCUCGCGACAAAGCAAUGAGGAUGAGGAAUGUGACGAGGAUGCCAGAAGUAGGGCAGGUGAUAACAAAAAAUCUUUAAAUGAUUCGCUAUCUAAUGGUCAUGAUAGUGAUGGGCCCACAGCGAAUGCAGCAGAUGAUGACGAGGAGGAGGAGGAAGAUUUGGUGGUAUCCAUGACUCCGCCCAGGUCUCCCUUAGAGGUAAAUGAAUGUCCUAAAAUAGUGGAAGAAAGAGGUGUAACAGCUUCGGAAGAGGAAUCUAAGCCUUUGGAGAAUGCGGCAAGGACCUCGGCCUCUUCUCAGGAUAAUCCCAUUGAUUUAAGCAUGAAGGCGGUCAGUUCGGUCAGUAGCUCGGUUAGCAAUAGCAGCAGAGCAAGCACAGAGCCAUUGGCCAAUAGUAAAUGUGAUUCCUCCUCUGACCAGGAGAAUGAAAGUGAUAAUUUGGUGGUGGAUAAUUGGAAGACAACCACCAAGGAGGUCAUAAAAAUUGGUCUAAACAAUAAUAACAACAAUAAUGAAAGUGAAUUGGAUACCCGGGAGAACGGUAAAGGACACAAAAGGGGCCUAGAGGAGGAUGAUAAGUUGCUGGAAGAUGAGAUUCCCAGAAAAGUAACUAAAAUAGGAGGAUCGGCUUUGGAUUUGACAAAUAAGGUAUAGAAAAUAAUUGAAAAAAAAACAACAACAAUCAGCAGAAAUCGAAAAUUAAAAAAAAAAUCUUAAGAUCAUCAA
Molecule: messenger RNA, 1974 nt
Organism: Stomoxys calcitrans (stable fly)
Lineage: Eukaryota; Metazoa; Arthropoda; Insecta; Diptera; Muscidae
Product: knirps-related protein
Exons: 3
Coding region: 1-1902 (633 amino acids)
Biological process (GO): regulation of DNA-templated transcription
Molecular function (GO): sequence-specific DNA binding; DNA-binding transcription factor activity; zinc ion binding
Source: RefSeq, a predicted model, not a curated record